Rhododendron vialii is the source of this 1711-nucleotide messenger RNA. RefSeq names its product protein EXPRESSION OF TERPENOIDS 1-like. The coding region runs from base 316 to 1557 and encodes 413 amino acids. Gene Ontology annotation, cellular component: nucleus. NCBI's taxonomy places the organism in Eukaryota, Viridiplantae, Streptophyta, Magnoliopsida, Ericales, Ericaceae. Gene Ontology annotation, biological process: positive regulation of DNA-templated transcription. The transcript is spliced from 2 exons. Gene Ontology annotation, molecular function: DNA-binding transcription factor activity; DNA binding. The record is from RefSeq and is a predicted model, not a curated record.
GAGAGAGAGAGAGAGAGAGAGAGAGAGGAAGAAGAAGCAGCAGCAGCAGCAUUAUUGAUCCGAAUCGAAGGAAGACCAAAUUCCAGAUAAACAAUCACACUGGCGUGUGAAGCGCACUUGUUUAUCGUUUCUAAUUACUAGCUCUACCCCAACAAUAGCAAUCAAACAAAAAAAAAAACCCACAAAAGACAAAUAAAAGCCCUUGACAAAUUGAAGAAGGCCCAUUGGGGGUGGGUUCCCCAAUUAACUGGGCAGAUUAAUUGUUGCUAUGGAUUAUUGUGAGACACAAGUGAGUUUUGGGAAAGUUGGUUCAAAAUGGCAGGAUUGUUCUCAAUAGGUGAAGGAAGAGAAACAAGCAGCAGCAGGAAUACAAACAACCACCUAUUAGAUAUUCAGCAACAUAAUCAACAAAGCAGCAGCAGUGGCCACACCACCACCAACUUCCUAUCCUUAGCGGCAGCAGCAGCAGCAAACGAAAUCAGUCACCAUGAUCAGACCUGGUUCUCGUACAGAUCAAAUGAUCAUCAUCAUCAUCACACACAUGAUCACAACUCCUAUAGGGGUUUUGAGCUGUGGCAAGAACCAGCUGUACCCCCACAACAACAACAACAACACCACCCAUUACCAUUUCAAGACCUUUAUUCAUCGGCGGCAGGGGGCCUAGCCAUGGUGCCCAGCCGGAACUCGUUUAACAUAUUUGAGGAGGAUGAUACUUCUUCGAUGAUGAUGAUGAUGAGAUCUGGUGCUGGGUUUAUGAUGAUGAAUAGUAGUUGUGGUACUGGGGUUGGAGGAGGAGGAGUAAGCUGCCAAGACUGUGGGAACCAAGCAAAGAAGGACUGCCAAUACAAGAGGUGCAGGACUUGUUGCAAGAGCCGAGGGUUUCAUUGCCAAACUCAUGUCAAGAGCACUUGGGUUCCUGCUGCUAAAAGGCGUGAGAAACUACUACUACUUCAACAACAGCAGCAACAUGAACAAGAACAAAAACAGCAACAGCAACAGCAUCAUAGAGAGCAUGAUCCCAAAGGGCAUAGAGAUAGUACUAAUAUUCCAACAAAGGGUGGUGGUCGAACUGGUUCCUCCUCCCUCGUUUGCACUCGUUUACCCACAAGUACUAACCCCACAGGGCUGGAGGCAGUGGGAAAUUUUCCGGCAGAAGUGAAGUCAACAGCAAUUUUUCGAUGUGUUCGUGUGAGCUCCAUGGGCGAUGAUGAAAUUGAUAUUGAGGGUACUCAUGAUCAGGACCAGUACGCAUAUCAGACGGCUGUGAGCAUAGGAGGCCAUUUAUUCAAGGGAGUGGUCUAUGAUCAAGGCCCUGCUCAUCAUCAUCAUCAUAGCCACCAUUGCGAUCAUGUGACCGGUGCCGAAACCUCUUCCAGUACUGGGCUGCUUAAUCUCAUUACUGCAGCCAUGACCACCAAUACCACCUCCACCGCCACCGAUGCUGUGGGUGGUGGUUCUCCAGCCCCAGCAUUUUUUGACCCGUCACUGAACUACCCAGCUCCCCUUAACACUUUCAUGUCCUCCGACACUGAAUUUUUCCGGCACCAAAGAUCUUAAUAUCACAUAUGUACUCUCUCUCUCUCUCUCUCUCUCUCUCUCUCUCCUGUGUUACAAAUAAAGAUACGUGUUUUUUUUUUUUUAUCAGAAAUAAAGAUACGUGUUAUCUCUUGUCUUUCGAAAUUAGAAGACGAAGAGGUAAGAGAGAUAUAAA